AUCGUGGUCAUGUGAUGGAAUCACAUUCAUGGCGGAAGUUUGUCUCGCCGAGUGUAAACAAAAGUUCUAAAGACUUUUCCGUUUGCUUUACUAACAUUACAUGAGGUGUGCGAGACGAAUGACUCUAGCAUGUCGUUUUUGUUCCGGUGGACUCUGUUGGGUUUCCUUGUUUGUUGUGAUGUAGGAGAGUGCAGAAGAAGAAAUGUGCUUCUCAUCAUUGCUGAUGAUGGUGGGUUCGAGACGGAUGUCUACAACAACACUGUGGUCCAGACACCUCAUCUUCGGGCUCUUUCCGAGCGCAGCGUGAUCUUCAAGAACGCCUUCACCUCCGUCAGCAGCUGCUCACCAAGCCGUUCCACCAUCCUGACUGGACUACCACAGCACCAGAAUGGGAUGUACGGCCUGCAUCAGGGAGUUCAUCACUUUAACUCAUUUGAUGGAGUGCGCAGUCUUCCUCUCCUCCUGAAUCAAGCCAACAUCCACACUGGAAUCAUCGGGAAAAAACAUGUCGGUCCGGGCCCUGUAUACCCGUUCGAUUUCGCCUACACAGAGGAGACCAAUUCCGUGCUGCAGGUGGGUCGGAAUAUCACCAAGAUCAAGCUCCUUGUUCGGAAGUUCUUCCAGAGCCGGAAGGAAGAGAGAAGUGGGACGGAAGAGGAACGGCCGUUCUUCCUCUAUGUGGCGUUCCAUGAUCCUCACCGCUGUGGCCAUUCCCAGCCUCAGUAUGGAGUGUUCUGUGAAAAGUUUGGGAAUGGAGAGAGCGGAAUGGGAAGAAUUCCGGAUUGGCGGCCGAAGUAUUACUCUCCAGACCAGGUUAAGGUUCCGUACUUUAUUCCGGACACUCCCGCGGCAAGGGCGGAUAUAGCGGCCCAGUACACAACGGUCAGCCGGCUGGACCAAGGUAUUGGUUUGGUUCUUCAAGAGCUACGGGAUGCUGGAUUUGAAAACGACACUCUGGUGAUCUACAGCUCGGAUAACGGAAUCCCGUUCCCCAACGGACGCACUAACCUGUACGGCUCAGGUGUAAAGGAACCCAUGCUGGUGUCCUCACCUGAACACCGGCAGCGCUGGGGACAGAUCAGCCAGGCCUACGUCAGUCUGCUGGAUAUCACUCCCACCAUACUGGACUGGUUCUCUUUGCCGUACCCGUCGUACAGUCUCUCAGGUGGCCGUCCGGUUGAGCUGACGGGUCGGUCUCUCCUCCCGGCCCUGAGCUCGGAGCCGUCCUGGGACACGGUCUACGCCAGCCAGAGUCUCCAUGAGGUCACUAUGUAUUACCCGAUGCGCUCCAUCCACCACGGCCCCUACCGGCUCCUGCACAAUCUUCACUACCGCAUGCCCUUUCCUAUAGACCAGGACUUCUACGUGUCCCCAACCUUCCAGGACCUGUUAAACCGGACGCGGUCGGGCCGGCCCACUGGCUGGUUCAAGACUCUAAAGGAGUAUUACUACCGGGAGAGGUGGGAGCUGUUCCACAUCCAGUCGGAUCCGACGGAGAGGCAGAAUCUGGCCGGUGAUCCGGCGUACGCCCCGGUUCUGGAGAGCCUGAGGGAGCAGCUGCUGAAGUGGCAGUGGAGAACGGAGGAUCCGUGGGUGUGCGAGCCGGAUGCGGUUCUCGAGAGUAAGCUGGAACCGCAGUGCAGACCCUUGCACAACGGACUAUGAGUGCCUGAAAUCAAAGAAAAGACUUUCAGAAUCACUGUUUCAAUGGUUUCAUUUGAGAAUAUAUUUGUAGCUUUUAUAUUGAAAAUGUGAAUAAACUUUUUGAAUAACAAAAUGUCAACGUGAUUUUAUUUUUUGAAAAUUUCAUUACCAUAGAUUGUAAAAAGGUAAUAAGACUCAAUAAAAAUGUCUAUGUCUA
Molecule: messenger RNA, 1861 nt
Organism: Pimephales promelas (fathead minnow)
Lineage: Eukaryota; Metazoa; Chordata; Actinopteri; Cypriniformes; Leuciscidae
Gene: sgsh
Product: N-sulfoglucosamine sulfohydrolase (sulfamidase)
Biological process (GO): heparan sulfate proteoglycan catabolic process; glycosaminoglycan catabolic process
Molecular function (GO): N-sulfoglucosamine sulfohydrolase activity
Source: RefSeq, a predicted model, not a curated record